AUGGCGCAGGCUUCCACGCUCUGUCUCGGGGUCCUGCUGGGCCUGGGGCUCCCCCGGGCCUGGGGGGCCACGGACGCCUGCUACGACCCUCGGGGACGCCCCCAGCGUUGCCUGCCCGUGUUCGAGAACGCGGCCUUCGGCCGAGAGGUGGAGGUGACCAACACGUGUGGCUCUCCGCCCGAGGACUACUGUCUGCAGAUGGGCGGGCCCGGGGACACCCAGCUGUGCCACCGCUGCGAUGCCCAAGACCCCGAUCGCCACCACAACGCCACUUACCUGACCGACUUCCACAGCCAGGAGGAGAGCACCUGGUGGCAGAGCCAGUCCAUGGCCUUUGGGGUCCAGCACCCCAACUCGGUCAACAUCACCCUCCGGCUGGGGAAAGCUUACGAGAUCACCUACGUGCGCCUCAAGUUCCACACCAGCAGGCCGGAGAGCUUUGCCAUCUAUAAGCGCAGCCGGGCGGGUGGCCCCUGGGUGCCCUACCAGUACUACAGUGCCUCCUGUUUGAAGACCUACGGGCAGCAGGAGAGGCAGUACCUGCGGCCCGGGGAGGACGAGCGGGUAGCCUUCUGCACUCCUGAGUUCAGCGACAUCUCCCCGCUGAGCGGCGGCAACGUGGCCUUCUCCACGCUGGAGGGCCGGCCCAGCGCCUACAACUUCGACGAGAGCCCCGUGCUGCAGGAAUGGGUGACCAGCACUGAACUGCUCAUCUCCCUGGACCGGCUCAAUACCUUUGGAGAUGACAUCUUCAAGGACCCCAAGGUGCUUCAGUCUUACUACUAUGCCAUCUCUGACUUCUCUGUUGGGGGCAGGUGCAAAUGCCAUGGGCACGCCAGCCAGUGCGGCCUCGAUGAGGAUGGCCGAUUGGUCUGCCUCUGCCAGCACAACACCACGGGUGUCGACUGUGAGCGCUGCCAGCCUUUCUACCAGGACCGGCCCUGGGCCAGGGGGACGGCGGAUGCCGCCAACGAGUGUCUGCCCUGCAACUGCAGCGGCCUCUCGGAGGAGUGUUUCUACGACCGGGAGCUUUUCCGCAGCACGGGACACGGGGGCCACUGCCGCAACUGCAGGGCGCACACGGCUGGGCCCCACUGCGAGCGCUGCCGGGAGAACUUCUACCGUUGGGACCAGCAGAAGCCCUGCCAGCCAUGUGACUGCCACCCGGCGGGUUCUCUGCUGUUGCAGUGUGACAGCUCCGGCACCUGCAUCUGCAAGCCCAGUGUGACCGGCUGGAAGUGUGACCGUUGCCUCACUGGUUUCCACUCCCUUAGUGAAGGAGGAUGCAGACCUUGCACCUGUAAUCCCGCUGGAAGCCUGGGGCCCUGUGACCCCCACAAUGGGCGAUGUCCCUGCAAAGAGAAUGUGGAAGGUCACCUGUGUGACAGAUGUCAGCCUGGGACCUUUAACCUCCAGCCCCACAACCCCUCUGGUUGUACCAGCUGCUUCUGCUACGGCCACUCCAUGGUAUGCUCCACGGCCAGUCGGUACGAAGAGCACUUCAUCCGCUCCGACUUCCGCCAAGGGCCUGAGGGCUGGACCGCAGAAGACCCAAGAGGCAGAGAGCUCCUUGUGCGGGGCGAUCGCAGCGGGAUCUUCCUGAAGCCUGACCCACAGGUGCCGUGGGAUUUUGUUGCACCCGAGAAGUUCCUGGGUAAUCAGCAUCUCAGUUACGGGCAGCCUCUCUCGCUGACCUUCCAGGUGCCGUCUGGGACGGCCCUGCCGCCCGUCCGUCUGUGGUUGGAAGGGGCAGGACUGGUGCUGUCUGUGAGCCACUCCGGCCCCAUGGGCAGCCAGGACCCUGUCCAUUCCGAGGAACGUCGGAUGGUAUUCAGACUCUGGGAGGCUGAAGAAACAGAGCCCUCGCUCUCGCCAUUUCACUUCCAGCGUCUCCUCUCCAACCUGACAGCACUCAGGAUCCGGGUCGGUGGGGGAAGUACACACCUAACAGGGCGAGUCUCCCUGCGUGAAGUCCAGCUCGGCUCGGCCCGCCCCGGCUCCUCCACGCCGGCCCUGUGGGUGGAGAGCUGUGUGUGCCCCCAGGGCUACGCAGGGCAGUUCUGUGAAUCCUGCUCCCCUGGUUAUAAGAGGGAGAUCCCCUCCGGGGGCCCCUCCACCAGCUGCAUCCCCUGCACCUGCAACCAGCACGGCAGCUGUGACCCCGAAUCAGGAAUCUGCCAGUGUCAGCAUCACACCGAAGGGCCCUCCUGUGAGCGCUGCAUUGCAGGAUUCUACGGCAACCCAUUCAGGGGCCAUCCCGAUGACUGCAAACCGUGCCCCUGCCCCAGCCCAUCGAUGUGCGUGGCCCUCCCAGAGAGCGGGGAGGUGGUGUGCACACACUGCCCUCAGAACCAGAGAGGGCGGCGGUGCGAGCUAUGUGACGAUGGCUUCUUCGGGGACCCCCUGGGGAGGUCCGGGCCCCCCACCCCCUGCCGCCCAUGUCAGUGCAAUGGGAACGUGGACCCUAAUGCCGUGGGCAACUGUGAGCCUCUGUCCGGCCGCUGCCUUCGGUGCCUGCACAACACAUCGGGACCCCACUGUGAGCAGUGCCGGGAGGGCUUCUACGGGAACGCGCUGGCCCCAGCCCCUGGGGGAAACUGUACCGCUUGCAGCUGCAACCAGGUGGGGUCAGCCAGGGACCAGGGGGAGUGCGAUCGGGUGAGUGGCCAGUGUUCCUGCCUCCCCCACGUGACGGGACGAGACUGCAGUAGCUGCAGCCCCGGGUUUUAUGACCUGAAGGCCGAGAAGGGCUGCAAGAGCUGUGAGUGCCAUCCUGUGGGCUCCCAGAAGAAGCAGUGUCACCCGGUCACCGGGCAGUGCCCCUGUCUCCCUGGAAUUACCGGGGCGGCUUGCAGCCAAUGCCAGCCUGGCUUCUUCGGCUUCUCCGCCAAGGGCUGCCGAGCCUGUAACUGCUCCCCGCUGGGCUCCAUCACCUCCCAGUGCCACGAGAACGGCACCUGCGCAUGCAAGCCGGGAUUCGUGGGCUACAAGUGUGAGCGCUGCCAGGUGAACUUCUUUCCCAGCACCGACGGGACCCAGUGCCUGGAGUGUCCCCUCUGCUUCUCCUUGGUAAAGGAUGAGGCUGACAAGCUGAAGGCCAAGCUGAAAAGGUUGGAGCGGAGCCUGCAGAAACCCGAGUGUGGGAACCCCUGGCAACACUACUUGGUUCAGGGUGAUUCCCCCCGUGGGGAUUCCUACCACAACCCCUAUCUGCUGCAAGGUGCCCGGGACGCUUUCCUGGAACAGAUGACCGAACUGGCAGCGUCUGUGAAAGCCGCCUGGAGUCAGCUGCAAGCAGCCAGGAGGAACACCAGCUGUGCCCGAGGCAGUGUUGAAAAAACCUGUACCCUGCUGGCGGACACUGGGGCCGAGCUGCAGUCCGCGGAACGGGAGAUCCGGCAGGCGGCCGGCCUGCUCGCCACCAUGGUGGUUCCUCAGGAAGUCCUGAACCGCCCCACCAACUGGAGUCUCCUGGCAGCGGAGUCUCGGGCUCUGGCUGAAAGCCACGGGGACAUGGCAGCCAAGAUCGAGACUGCGGCCAGGAGAGCCGUGAUCGCUUCCAACGCCAGUUUCACUCUAGUGCGGAGCCUCUUGGAGGGCGCGGCCGGCCUGGGGGCUCUGCGGGACCUGCAGAACAGGUACCAGGAGGUGCGGCGAGCCCAGAAGGAGGUGGGCACAGCCCUGGCGGACGUGGCCAUCCAAGCCAAGAGCACUCUGACUGUUGUCCAGCGCGUCAGUGCCGACGGGACCCGGGGCCUCUCUGAGCUCUCUGCCUAUGGAGCACUGGCCCCAGAGCCCCCGGCUGAGGACUUAGCCAGAAGAUCCCAGGAGCUGGGGCAGACCUUGGCAUCAAGGGAGCAUUUGGUCACCGAAGCAACCCAAGACUUGCUGGCCUCCUCCAGGGAGGACCUUCAAAAGAUUCGGCCGAUUGUGCAGCUACGCGAGGAAGCAGAAGCUGCCCUGACCCAGGCCAACUCAGCGGUCAUGGGAGGACAGGCCACAGUCACUAAUGCCAAGACCCUGCUGGCCGACUUGGAAGGAAUGAAGAAAACUUUUCCUCAGGCAAAGAACCAGGCUGCCCUGAGGAGAAAGGCAGGAGUAGUCCAAGACAGGCUUCUCAGCGAUGCCCAGAAGAAGACCAAACAGGCGGAAAGAAUGCUGGAAAAUGCUGCAUCUGUCUCCACGGUGGCUAAAAAGAGGGUCAAAGAAGCCGAGCUGGUGGCCAAAGAGAGUGCCAAGCGUGCCCAGGCCUUGAGAAGGGACAGCAAGCAGACUCAGAGGCGCUCUGGCAAGCUUGCGGGACAGAUACAGAAGACGUUCAGAGAAAUCUCCCACCAAGCAUCCGGAGCCAAGGAGCAAAGUCGGAAGCUGGAGGAAGCCGAGUGGGUAGGAACCGGACUGAGCGAGUUGGAAAAGAACGUGAGGGAAGCCCGGAGCUCCCUGGAGAUGGACGUCAAGGCCUUGUCCGACCUGCUCGGCAGACUGAGGAAGCUCCGGACCAGCACGGCUCCGGUCGUCUCCCUGAAUGAGACCCGACGGCAGCUGGAACGCGUGAAGCAGCGCCUGGCCGAGCCGGGGCCCCUGGCCGGGAAGCUGAGCCUACUGCAGCGGGAGGCAGAGGAGCAGCAACUCCAGAUCCAGGACUUGGAGAGGGACAUCGAGGAGAUCCGAGCCGACAGGAGGAACCUGGAGGACAUCCUCCGCAGCCUGCCGGAGGGCUGUGCCAGCUGGCAGUGAGAGAAUCUCGCCCUGACCCAUAGUCUCAUCCCUACCCACCCCGAUACGGGCAAACAAAUGUGCAGACCCACACGCCCAUUCUUACCCACACACCUCUAUAACAUUGCACAGUCAUGCUGCAACUACACAGUCCUGCUGCUCCGUACAAAGUUAGAAAACCCACCAGCCCGUAUAUACUGGAAUCGUCCCUAGCUGCACAGCCAGGGAAUGGGGUGCCCUCCUUUCUUCCUUUGAGGGUCUCCAGGGUGAAGCAUUAGCCUAGAACCAGUGACCAAACGAACCUGCUGCUUAGUGAAAUGUUCAUCCUCAAGCCACAUGGGUGAGUCCUUCCCUCCCACACCAUCCCAUUCCUGUCCCGCUCCUCUCUGAAAAAGUACCAGCUUCCCCUUUCUACGGCAUGGGAUUGGCCCAUGGUAGAAACAGUCAUCCUAACUCCACUGUUUGACAUGUACCUGGGGCUCCGGCACUCUGUUGGUGGGGGGUUUAGAUUGGCGGACACCGUUUUUCAGUCCUGUAAUUACAUGUAAUUCAUAUUUCCUGAGUUGUUUAUCCCAAAUAACCACUUUGAUUGUGACGAAGCCUGCGUUUCCUCUUGUGGUUGCCUCCCCAAUGAGUCCGGACCAUGUUGGGAAGAAGUUUGAAGACCUGGAAGGAACACCUCGUGUGAUGAGGAGAUCAUGUGUGAUGGUCCACAUCCUCGCUCCCGAGCUCCGAUUCUGGGCAGAGUCCCACAGGCAGCCACAGCUGGACUCCUGGGAAGAAGUCAAGGCCAUUAAGCUACCACGCUGACUUCCACAGACCUUCAAGUAAAAGGGAGAUUUGCACUCAUGUCGCUCAGGAGAACGACAUCCAGCAAGCUGCUCACUGCCUGACUGAGGUUCAGAGCUGCUUGGUCUCAAUCUUCAAGCCCACUUGUCCCUCCACUUACCCUUCCAUGGAUGCUCUGGGCCUGAUGGGUUAGUGGCUGGAUGGGUUAAAAGAGGGAAGAGAGAGAAAAAAGCAGGGAGGAGGAGCAACGCCGUGAUUUAAGUGCAGGGUGGCUGUUUAGGAAUCUGCUGAUCUUCCUAAGUGUUGGAUGCCCAGGGAUCGUACAGGGGACUUGUGGAAAGGGAUCUCCAGCCCCGUGGAGGCUUUAGAUCAGCUGCUGGCAAUGGAAAAGCAGCACGAAGGCUAUUGUCUUCAACCUGGAAAUAAAAGCUCCCCAGCUCAGAUGUGGGAGAAUGCGUGUGUUCACCCCUUGUGUUGACGGUGGUCUGUCAGCGUUGGUGGUCUGCCUGCGUUCUCUGACCACAAACUCGUCCCCUCUCCCUCACAUAAGGCAGUCACCUCUCCCCCACAUAAGGCAGUCACUGUACACAGGUCCCAGGGAGUCUCUGGGAACAAACAGAAAUGGGUUUUCUGCAGGCUCCUGUACCCUCCCUCUCUGUUGUGUCCUGACCAUUCCCACUCCGUUUUGUGGCUGUCCUGCCUUCUUUCCUAGCCAAACAUUUAGUCUGAACAUCUAGAAGCCCUAGAGGGUGUUCCCCCUCCAUAUGUUCAACACUGAGCAUCUCCCGCCUCCAACUGCAGGGUCCGGCCUGAAAUCUUUUUGCUGUUUGCUGGGUCGGAUUGUUAUGCUUGUAACAAUAAUUGUUAUUAUUA
This is a messenger RNA of Tachyglossus aculeatus (Australian echidna), 6378 nucleotides long. It is a transcript of the gene LAMC3, whose product is annotated as laminin subunit gamma 3. The record is from RefSeq and is a predicted model, not a curated record. Bases 1 to 4737 code for a protein of 1578 amino acids. The transcript has 28 exons. Lineage: Eukaryota; Metazoa; Chordata; Mammalia; Monotremata; Tachyglossidae.